AUGUCGGACGAGAUCAAAGACACUGCUGUGGACAUUCACAGAUCCAAGGCCGAUAGCACCAGAGUUGAGGUUGAAGAGCUUAUCCGCGACGAAGAAAAAGUCAGAGUCAAGCACUGGUAUGACGCCUUCAUCAGACUCUUCUACUGGUACCCAGGCGACAUCUACGACUCCAGAGAACGUAAGUUCCUGACCAAACUAGACACCUGUUUGCUGGUUUACACCUGUGUUUCAUAUUUCACCAAGGCCCUUGAUAAGAGCAACAUUACAAAUGCCUACACAACAGGAAUGAAAGAGGACAUUAACUUUGGCGGAGAUGAUCUUUCCUACGCCAAGUCGUUAUACUCCGCGGGCUACAUUGUCUCGAUGGCGGUGGGUACCUUGCUUGUGACUCAAUCUUGGGCAAGAUUCUUGCUACCCUCCUUUGAGCUGGUGUGGGGUGUUCUUACUUUCUGUGGUGCAGCCGUUUCUCAGCCAAAGCACAUCUUCUGUCUGCGUUUCCUGAUUGGAUUCUGCGAGGGAAUCGCAUUCCCAUCGUCUGUCUACAUCUUGGGAAGUUGGUACACAAGAGACGAGGUUUUCCGGAGAGUCAUGGCGUUUUCUGUUUCAUCGAGUUUGGGUGGUAUGUUUUCUGGAUAUCUGCAAACCGCGGCCUACAACAACUUGAGCGGUAAGGGAGGUCUCAGUGGAUGGAAGUGGGGAUUCAUCAUUGACGGAAUUGUCACUGUGCCUGUGGCCUUUUUCGGAUUCGCAUUUUUCCCAGGUCCGCUGCAGGCCAAGUCGCAGAAGAAAACCAAGCCAAUUUGGUGGAUGAACCAGGACGAUUACGAGCUUGCUGUUGAUCGCCAGAUCAGAUCCGGUAUCGAUGGAUCCAGACAGUACGACUGGGCUAUCGUCAAGAAGACCUGGUUUAACUGGCCUAUCCACUUCUUUGCCACUUUCUGGGUGCUGCUCAACAUCGUGGCCCUGCCUGACGGAACAGCCAUGCCAUUGUGGCUCAAAUACGAGCAGAAAACUAACCACAGAUUCACGCAGGGGGACGUUAAUAAUUACCCAACAAUCCAAUCUGCAGUGGGGGUGGUUGCUCAAUUUUUCUUGGCAGGACUGUCCGACUCAUUUUCUAUUUAUCCAUUUUUGGCAUUUACGCAGAUCUGUUUUAUUAUUGCCUACUCAUCGCUCGCUGCCUGGGACAUUGCCUGGGGGUGGAAGUGGGUGUGUAUGCUUGCGAUCGGUUUGGACGUGGUUAACCAGGCCAUUGUGUCUGGAUGGAUCAACAGAGUGUGUCGUCACGAUAGUCGUGGCCGUGCGUUUGUGAUUGGCUAUUCCGACGCUGUUUCGCAGGCCAUCAAUAUCUGGACCAACAUUGUGUUUUACCCAACGAGCCAUGCUCCAAAAUUCCGUUUAGGAUUCAUCAUUUCUACGAUCGCCGCCUUCUUGAUGCUUAUCUUACCAAUUGCUGAGAUUUACUUGACCAAAAGAGAUACGGCCAAGUACAUCGAGAGAAAAGAGCGCGAGCUAGCAGAGCAAGAGUCUCUCGAGGUCUUUGAAAAAAACUAA
This is a messenger RNA of Ogataea philodendri, 1554 nucleotides long. RefSeq lists its product as uncharacterized. NCBI's taxonomy places the organism in Eukaryota, Fungi, Ascomycota, Pichiomycetes, Pichiales, Pichiaceae. Gene Ontology annotation, biological process: transmembrane transport. Bases 1 to 1554 code for a protein of 517 amino acids. Gene Ontology annotation, cellular component: membrane. Gene Ontology annotation, molecular function: transmembrane transporter activity. The transcript has a single exon. The record is from RefSeq and is a predicted model, not a curated record.